Molecule: messenger RNA, 3883 nt
Organism: Calidris pugnax (ruff)
Lineage: Eukaryota; Metazoa; Chordata; Aves; Charadriiformes; Scolopacidae
Product: protocadherin gamma-B5-like
Exons: 1
Coding region: 175-2685 (836 amino acids)
Biological process (GO): homophilic cell-cell adhesion
Cellular component (GO): plasma membrane
Molecular function (GO): calcium ion binding
Source: RefSeq, a predicted model, not a curated record
CUGAACACCAGCCGAAAGCCUGGUCCCCCGGCAGCGCGGUCACCGGCCGGCUGCAGUAUCGUGGCGGCGCCUCCGGGUGCCGCUGUUGGCCGACGCGGAGCGGCGCUGGAGCCGCAGCCGCAGCCGGAGCCGGCGCAGCGUCAGGAGGGAGGAGCGCGGCGAGCGCUGGCGAGAAUGGCGGUCGGUGAGAGGCAGCGGGAGAGUGGGAGCCGGCGGCGAGCAGGCGGGCGAGUGCUGGUGCUGCUGCUGGGCGCUUUGCUGCUGGGCUUGUGCUGCCGGGCGGCGGCGGCGGCGGCGUCGGAGCGGAUCCGCUACGCCAUCCCCGAGGAGCUGGGCAGAGGGUCGCUGGUGGGGCCGCUGGCGCGGGACCUGGGGCUGAGCCCGGCGGAGCUGCCGGCGCGCAAGCUGCGUCUCAGCGCGGAGAAGCAAUACUUCGGCGUGAGCGGGGAGAGCGGGAACCUGUACGUGAGCGAGAGGCUGGACCGGGAGGAGAUGUGCGGCGAGUCGGCGUCCUGCUCCGUCAGCUUCGAGGCGCUGGUGCAGAACCCGCUCAACGUUUUCCACGUCGAGGUGGCCAUCCAGGACAUCAACGACAACGCGCCGACCUUCAGCAAGGCUGCUCUCGACCUCGAGAUCGCAGAGUUGACGCUCCCUGGUGCUCGUUUUCCGCUGGAGAUGGCCCGAGACGCGGACGUGGGCAGCAACUCUCUGCUGACGUACCAGCUCACUGGCAACCCGGCCUUCACUCUGGACGUCAAGGAGAGCCCGGAUGGAAGCAAGUGGCCGGAAUUAGUGCUGGAGAGAAAGCUGGACCGGGAGAAGCAGAGCUCCUUUGAGCUGGUGCUGACGGCGGUGGAUGGCGGGGAUCCCGUGAGGUCGGGGACUGUCCAGAUUCGCGUCAACGUGACGGACGCCAACGACAACGCGCCCGUGUUCGGCAAAAGCCUCUACGAGGCCCAAGUGCGUGAGAACGUGCCGGCGGGGUCGCUGGUGCUGCAGGUGCGAGCCACGGAUGCGGACGCGGGCUCCAACGGGCGGGUCUCGUACUCCUUCGGCAACGUCCCGGACGACGUCCGCGCCUUGUUCAGUGUCGAGAGCGAGAGCGGCGAGGUGAGGACAGUGGGGCCUCUGGAUUUCGAGGAAAAGAGUAGAUACAGCUUCGGGCUGGAGGCGAGGGACGGCGGCGGACUCACGGCUCACUGCAAGGUGCAGAUCGACAUCAUCGACGAGAACGACAACGCGCCCGAGAUCACGGUGUUGUCGGUGUCGAGCCCGGUGCCCGAGGACGCCCCCGCCGGCACCGUGGUGGCCCUGCUGAACGUGAACGAUCCGGACUCCGGGGAGAACGGUCAGGUGUGGUGCGAGCUGUCGGGCGAGGCGCCGCUGUCGAUCGUGGCGUCGUCGGGCGGCUCGUACAAGGUGGUGACGGCGAGCGCGCUGGACCGUGAGCAGGCGUCCGAGCACCGCGUGACGGUGGUGGCCAGGGACCGGGGCAGCCCGCCGCUGUGGAGCCGCGCGUCGCUGGUGCUGGAGGUGUCGGACGUGAACGACAACGCGCCGGUGUUCGAGGAGGCGGCCUACAGCGCGUACGUGGCGGAGAACAACGCGGCGGGCGCGUCGGUGGUGCGCGUGCAGGCGCGGGACGCGGACGCGGGCGCCAACGGCCGCGUGAGCUACUGGCUGGCGGGCGGCAGCGCGGGCGCGGCGGCGUACGUGUCGGUGGAGGCGCGGAGCGGCGCGGUGUACGCGCAGCGCUCCUUCGACUACGAGCAGUGCCGCGAGUUCUCGGUGGCGGUGCGGGCGCAGGACGGCGGGGCGCCGGCGCGGAGCUCCACGGCCACGGUGCGCGUCUUCGUGCUGGACCGCAACGACAACGCGCCGCGCGUGCUCUGGCCGGCGCCGGGAGACGCGGCGGCGUCGGGGGCGUCGGGGGCGUCGGGGCCGUUCGAGGUGGUGCCGCGCUCUGCCGAGGCCGGGUACCUGGUGGCCAAGGUGGUGGCGGUGGACGCGGACGCGGGGCGCAACGCGUGGCUGUCGUACGAGCUGGUGCAGGCGUCGGAGGCGGCGCUGUUCCGCGUGGGGCUGCACAGCGGCGAGGUGCGGACGGCGCGGGCCGUGUCGGAGAGGGACGCGGCGAAGCAGCGGCUGGUGGCCGUGGUGAAGGACCACGGGCAGCCGGCGCUGUCGGCCACGGCCACGCUGCACGUGGUGCUGGCCGAGAGCUUGCAGGAGGCGCUGCCGGAGCUGAGCGAGCGGGCGGCGGGCGCCGACUCGCCGGCCGAGCUGCAGUUCUACCUGGUGCUGGCGCUGGCGCUCCUCUCCGCCCUCUUCCUGCUCAGCGUGGCGCUGGCCGUGCUGGCGCGGCUGCGCCGGGCCGGGCCGCCCGCCGUCCUGCGCUGCCUGGGCGCGCAGCGCUUCUCCGUGGCCGGCGCCGCCUUCCCGGCCGACUUCUGCGAGGGCACCUUGCCCUACUCCUACAACCUGUGCGUGGCGCCGGGACGCGCCCUCGCCCAGCCCGCUUGGCCCUCGCCGCCGCCUCUGCCCGUCGUGCCCGCGGAGGAUCUGCUGGGCGCGGAGCCCUGCGGGAAGCCGAGCCCGAGCAUCAGCGCCGGCGCGGGAGAGCCGCCCGCCGACCCCGACGCCCCGCAGGUCUGUAAGCCCGCGCGCUCUCCCUCUUUUCCCUGAGCUGUGCUCAACCUCCCUCCCUAGUCCCCUGGGUUUUCGGCGGGGGUUCUUCUUCCAUAAAUUACUCCCUUCCUUUGAGAUGAAGCUGUUGCAUUCCUUUUUUUUUUCGGUGAUUAAAGCGAUUAGACCUGGUCGGUUCGGGUUCUACAGCUCUCAUUUUGCGAAAUUCGUACGAGUCUGUAAUAGAGAAGGGGAAUCCUCACUGUGUAGAACGACAUGCGCUGCUUCUGCAUGACAGACUCGGGACUGACACUUGGAGUUAGCGGUGGUUCCAUUCCGGACGAUUUUCCCCGGAACUGUAUUGGUGGACCUGGUUGAUUGUUGGACACAAACAGGUUUAUUAAUGCUUUUCCAACCCGUUGGUGAACGCUUUUUAGUCCUCGACUCGUGUGUUUGGCUCCAUGAAUGGAUAAGAAGCAAACUUCUUCGCUAGUGAAAUGGGAGACUAUCGUCCAUCAUUUUGGGGAAUGUUGCUGGUAUGAAUUGUGGGACGGCUUAAAUUAUUGUGAUUGGGAGUGCUGAUCCUUGUCUCCUUGAGGGAAGGAACCGAGUAUCCCCCUUCUGCUCACAGCAGAAAUCAAUUGGAGGCACUUGUUGGUUUUUCAGUGGUCACAGGUUCAGGUGAGAGGUUUUGACUACAGCUCCUUCAGGAACGAAAAUGUAGUGCAGGUCUGGCGUCAGAAGGAAAGAUCUGUGUGGCUCCACAAAUGGAAAAACUACAGGUUGUUUCUCCUCACUGUUAGAGAAUGUGCUGCCUUUUCCGCCGUCUGUCCUCUCUUCAUCCAUUGGAGGAAGCCUGCUGUAAAAAUGGAAGCAUUAAUGGGAUGGAUUAAUAUAGUCCUUUUUUUUACCCUUUCCUGAUCUGUCUUUCAUCCAUACGUGAAGAUGUAGAAUGCGAUCUCAAAAAAAAAAAAAAAAAAAAAAAAAAACAGAAAAUAACCGCGUUUAGUAUUUCAGAGCCUGUCUUCUCCUUUUCCAAAGAGUGGUGCUUGGACCUAGUUCAUUGCGUUGACAGGGGAACACUAUACUGAGGAAUUGAGUCUGUCAGACACGUUUUGAAACAGUUGUUGGGUCUGCCGGUUUAAAAGCGGAGGCUUCUAGUCAGUCUGAGGACAUAGGUAAAGCGAAGAGGAUAUACACAAAGAAACAGCAAUUGCUAAUGAACAUCAAUCUCUUACACCGUGUUUUGUGAGAAGAA